CUUGCACCAUAAGGCAAACCCACCUCCCUCUCCCGUUUACGUUAUAUACUCUUACCAACCAACGAGAUCAAGACGACAAAAACCCGAAAACCGACCUCUAAAAUCACUUAAAAAAACGAUGGAAAUCCAGGAACUUACCGACGACAACGAGAUCGUCUUCUUCGAUCUAGAAACGAACGUGCCAAACAAACCCGGGCAGCAUUUUCACAUCCUCGAGUUUGGAGCCAUCGUUGUCUGUCCGAGGAAACUUAUAGAACUCGAGAGCUUCAGCACUCUCGUACGACCCAAGGACUUGGCCGUGGUCUCCUUGAGGUCGUCUAGGUCCGGUGGAAUCACGAGAGGUACGGUAAUGGAGGCCCCGAGUUUCGAGGAAGUGGCUGACAAGAUCUACGCUGUGUUGAACGGUCGGAUUUGGGCAGGACACAACAUCAGGAGAUUCGAUUGUGUCAGAAUCAAAGACGCUUUCCGACAGAUCGGGAAGCCAGCUCCUGAGCCUGCGGGGAUCAUUGAUUCUCUUGGGAUUUUAUCCAAAAAGUUCGGAAGAAGAGCUGGUAACAUGAAGAUGGCAAGUUUGGCUGCCUAUUUCGGUCUUGGAGAACAAAAGCAUAGGAGUCUCGAUGAUGUUCGGAUGAAUCUAGAGGUCCUCAAGCACUGCGCCACCGUACUUUUCUUGGAGUCUAGCCUACCAAACAAAUUGAAUGGAAAAUUGCAAAGCCCUUCAACGAUAAUGACGAGAAGCAGAAGUAAUAACAUCAACAACACCAAGUUUGGAGGCAACGAAGAAAGCAUACGACGAAAGUCUCCCACGACGGCUUCUUUGGGUUACCAAAGGGCGGUACCCUACACGAGGGGUAGCUUGGGAAAGAUAACAGAGAGCGUGAAGAGCUUGUUGUGCAACCAAUCUCUCCAGAGCUUGAUCAAGCAUUCCCAUUCCUUACUUAGAUGAUUAAUCACACUCUAAUUCAACUCUUCCAAAGAUUAAUUAUUACUUUCGUCCAUUUAUUUUAUACAAUACUUUUUUUUUCAAAAGAAGAAUUCAAUUGUACAGAACUAUAACCAAUCAACAACGUGUACAAAAAGCACACACACAUAUAUAUAUGUAUGUAUGCAUGUAUGUAUGUAUGUAUUA
Messenger RNA from Tarenaya hassleriana, 1129 nucleotides. Its product is annotated as protein NEN4. The transcript has 6 exons. Lineage: Eukaryota; Viridiplantae; Streptophyta; Magnoliopsida; Brassicales; Cleomaceae. The record is from RefSeq and is a predicted model, not a curated record. Gene Ontology annotation, molecular function: 3'-5' exonuclease activity; nucleic acid binding. The coding region runs from base 119 to 946 and encodes 275 amino acids.